Messenger RNA from Phytophthora nicotianae INRA-310, 2211 nucleotides. RefSeq lists its product as hypothetical. Bases 7 to 1998 code for a protein of 663 amino acids. Gene Ontology annotation, biological process: mannan biosynthetic process. Gene Ontology annotation, cellular component: Golgi apparatus. Lineage: Eukaryota; Oomycota; Peronosporomycetes; Peronosporales; Peronosporaceae. The transcript has a single exon. The record is from RefSeq and is a predicted model, not a curated record. Gene Ontology annotation, molecular function: alpha-1,2-mannosyltransferase activity.
CGAAAGAUGUUCAUCUCUGUGUCGCCAUUGGUCAAAUUCGCGUUAAACUUCACCCACAGUGACGCACGAGAGUGCAGAAAUAGUGCAGAGGUGGAAUUUCCACUCCAUUUGCCACUCGCCGUUUGCUCCUGUAGGCCGGAGUCGCUUGUGUCUAAAGCUCAGAUACAAAAAGAAAAACAAUUUGCCAUGCAAAAAGCGGAGAGUUUAUCCAUGCCGGUGCAGGACUCCAAGCAGCCCAAGGGGCUGUGCAGUGGUAGUCGCAUGCAACACAACAAGAUGUUCGCCUUCUUCUUCCUCCUUGUCAUGAGCUGCGCACUGGGGCUCAUCUGCGUGGCGUCGCUCAUCCAGCAGCGCGAUCUGCAGUUGCAACGCUUAGCAGUGCGCAGUCUUCACGGCACGAACAACCACGACGCUCGAGGCCAAUUGGAACUGAUGCAGCAGCCAGCAGAGGACGAUAACGCAGUGGAUAACCUGCGUAACUUUGAGUGUGUUGGCUGGAAAGCGCAACGUGACUGCUCACCCAAUGGAGGAGACGAUCCAGCCAAUGACAGAGCCUGCAACGCCACAGUUCACAACGGAGAGAGCGGAUACUGCGAAAUCCGGCAUAAAACAACGGGAGAAGUGCAUCAAGUCAUGAAAAUGCACUGCAACUCGUUGCGUCCGGAUGUUGCAUUCAAAUGCGACGAGUUUGCAACUUUCUUGGGUUAUGGACGUAAAGCCUCGGAAUAUGUACACGACAAGACAUUCUCAAUGGAAACUUGUCGAAAGCAGCUAGUAGAGGACCAACUGAUUGCCGCAGCGGCAGCGAACGAGAAGCCGAAAGUGGCAGAUGGCGACAUGGUCGACAAGAUCCGUCGAGGCGUCGAACUGUCACGCACGACGGCUCCAGUGAGGGAUAUCCCGCAAUUAAGAAAAGAGUCGUCUAUUGUUACAACCCCGCCCUCGUCGUACAAACGAGGAAUCGUCUUGGUGGUGUACGAGAAAAUGUUACAAAGUGUGUACGCCUCGGUACGUUCGCUGAGAAGUAUGGGCUGCACUUUACCCGUUGAAUUGUGGUACAAACGCUCCGAAACCAACCCGUCCCACCCACUUUUAAGUGAGCUAACGGGACGGUAUGGAGCUUACAUGCGGGAAAUCAGAGAUCCUCGAGCUUCGAGAUUCUACACCAAGACGUACGCGGUUUUUUACAGCGCCUUUAACCAGAUUCUGCUCCUUGACGCCGAUAAUUUUGCAGUACGGGACCCCACGUAUCUGUUUGACACGCCAGAAUUCCAGAAAGACGGAGCCAUUUUCUGGCCAGAUUUCUGGCGGUCAAAGAAGACCAUUUUCAAUAUCCAGCCCACCAGUUUCGUGUGGGAGGUCUUCGAUUUGCAGCCUGUCGACAUGUUCGAACAGGAAUCCGGUCAGGUGCUUAUUGACCGCAGUAUGCACCAGAAGGCGCUCAACGUCUUGAUGUAUUACGCAUUUAACCCAAGCAUCUUUGAGCGUCUUCGUCUUGUUUGGGGAGACAAGGAUUUGUUCCGCUUUGCGUGGCUGAAAACGGCUAGUUCCUUCUACAUGAUCGAGACCCCACCUGGCUCAGCGGGUCUUAAACUACCCGAUCAGAAUAUUUUCUGUGGUGUCACGAUGGUACAGCACGAUCCGGAGCGAGAAAUUGUCUUCUUGCACCGCAAUCAGGAGAAACUUUCGAGUGAGAAUCGUGAAAAAGUUUGGGCCCAUAUUCAAGAUUUCCGUAUGGGCGAAGUGGAUCUGGAAGAGUAUGACGUUCGUGGAGCCAAUGGUGGGCGGUAUUUCCCGCAAUUCAAGCGCUGCUACGGCAAGGAUAUUUAUUACGAGAACGCGUUCACGGUCAAGACUAUUGAUGAGCUGCCGUUCGCCGGUCUCGAACAGCGGCUGCUGAACUUUGUGCAAGAGGCGGCUCGUAUCGACGGCACAGCUGACGAAAGAGCAAAUGGCAACGAAGGAAAUGUCGACGUGGCCGACCCGACGCACCAAUAAAAUGGUAUUCAAGACCUCCCGGUUGAUUCCAAGUCAGUUAGCAUAUUUUAAAUGCACUUUAAGUUGUAUAGUAAGGAAUGAGUCACUUCCGCGAAAGUGUCUAUGAGAUUCGCAAAAUACUAGAUCUGAAUUAAGCGAGAGUGGAAAAUGCUAUGUAUCUGAAGCGAUUUUUGAACGUAAUACCAGUACGAGAAUAUCCAAGUGAAUGGAUCA